AGGGGAGUAUCCUGAGCUCCCAGCUCUCAGUCACCCACACGGGAGCUAAAGUGCUCACCAGUGCUCACACACACACACACACUCUCUCUCACACACACUCACAGUGGGGAAGACAACAGCAAGAUAUCAGGUAACCCAAAGAAAAGAGGGGAAAGAUUCGUCAGAGGACACAAGAGGCGUAAGACAAACAAGAACGAAAGAGAAAAAAUGACAAUCGGCAAGAACUCCAGGAAAAGCUCGACCAGGAGCUCCAUCCGCGCCCCGAAGUUUCUGGACAAAUCAGGCGGCUUCUACGGUCGCCUUGAUGAGCCUGAGACCACUGUAGAAGGGGAGGAGGUGAGGGGAAGUGAAGCAGAGGAGAGUGGGAAUGGCGUGGAAGACAGCAGCAGGGAUGGGAAAUCCAACUCUGGAGCAGAAGAGAGGGAAGAGGCCGAGGCUUUUGACUUCAAUGAAGGCCUGAUUGAGGACGAUGGUGAGACCCUCCUGCACAGGAAACCCAGCCGCCUCAGCAGCAGGUGGAGGAGAAGCUCCCGGAGGAAGCAGAAGGAAGGGAGAACUGACGAGGACGUGGCCCAAGACGAGAGGCCCGGCCUGGCCACGGAGAGCCCGACGGACCCCCACGUCCUGGAGGGCACCAGGGUGAUGAUCGAGGUCGAGAUGGAGAAGCUGAAGAAGACAGAGGAAGAAAACGAGAAGGCAGGAAGCGGGAAGGAGCCCACAAUCGUCCACUUCCCGGCGCGGGAUGACGAGGACGACCAGGUCCUCAUCAGAGACAAGAAGAGGGGGAGAGAGGAGGAGGGAGAUGAAGAAAGGAGGAUGAAGAUAGAGCAGGAGGAGGGGAUGAAGGUGGUGAAGAGGACCACGAUCAAGAAUUAUCGCAAGGCCUUGGACCGGGCGUUCCGUCGCGGCUGGGAGGCUUUCAUCACCAACCUGUACAGCGUCACACUCACACCUGUGACCUCAUCCUCGCCACCUUCCCCGUCAUCAAAGAAAAGGCAGCAGCACAACUCCGUGUUGGCUGAAUUCCAGUAGUUCUGGAGUCUGACAUGGACGAUUAACAAUUUCUAAUAGCUACCUGGUUCAAAUCAUGAUUACACUGAAUAUGUGAUGGAAACCUUGGUUUUUAUGGCUGUGCCAUCGGACGGGACUUUUAUAGCCACAACAUAUGUUUGAGUCCUGCAUUAGGCCUCAGGAAUAUUUAAUUAUUUAUGGUAGUUACUGAGUCUUAAUUACUCAACAUAAAGUUAACUGCCUUUUUAUCGGAUGGGGGUAAUUACUUUGCACACAAACUGCGUAUGUACGGUUUUACUGUAGGAGCUGAAGGAGCCAGAUGGUUGAUUUUACAUUGAAGUCUAUGGACUGGUUUGAAUUUUAAUGUCUUUAUGUGACUGAGUUCAGCUGUGUCUGGUUCCCUUGUUCUACGUUGCUGAUUUCUGAUUUUGCUCCGAAUGUCUUAGCGUCUUUGCUCCAGUCCACUGCUAAGAACUUAGAGUACAAAUAAUCUCUGCUUCCUUUGUUUUAGCACUAUGAAACUUGAGAAAUGUUGAUGUGUAAGCAAAGGGAAAGGAAAAGUUCUGAGAAACGAUGACUGAUCAGUGGACUUUAAUUUUUGAUGAUGUUCACAUUUCUAAUCAGCAUCAUUUAUUGAUUUCAGGCAGCUUAUCAAUCGUCAGAGAGGAGAACAAACAUACAAAUGUAGCCAGCAAUCAUUAAAACCCUAAUAUGUUCCAUAAUAUUUGUGGGGAAAUUGAAGCUUUUCCUCAACUUUAACCCGUUUUAACACAGGUUUUCCUCCGUUUAUAUAUAUGUGUGUGUUAGAAAUUCACAAGCAAUGUCAGGUGGACAGUGUUUAACUUCCUCGUGAGAUAAAGUUAAUCCCAGUGUGUGUUCUGGUGAGGGUUAUUUAACCUGAUGGAACAAGACAGGGGAGUGUUUGCAUGGGUGUGUUUGAGAGAGAAAGAGAAAGAUAACUUUAAUAGCCGGGGCAUUAUCCUGUACUGAACACAGCAACAGCAUCCACUGCCUUUCGACUGUUUGUUUGAAGCUGUGCUUCGUGUUUUUCUCUUUUAAAAAAGUGCUCUGAUUUGAAAACCACCCCAACCUACAUGUCAAACAGUAUUUAAGAAGAUUUAAUGACUGACCCUUAAUGUAAAAAAUACAUGUUUACAAUUAUCCUGCUUUAAUUUCCUGCUAACUACUGUGUAUUUGUUAUUUUAAUAUUGCCUCAAGUGUACUUAGUCAUCCCUGAAAAAUAAACAGAAAAGGUCACAGGAGAUAAUUUAUCAUAUUUUAAUGACUGUUCUUAAAAAAUGCAUUAAUUUUUAUAUAAUAUAUUUUAUUUUGUAUCCUAAUCAAAUAAAGACUGAAUUUAUUCUA
Limanda limanda (common dab) is the source of this 2376-nucleotide messenger RNA. RefSeq lists its product as uncharacterized. The record is from RefSeq and is a predicted model, not a curated record. The coding region runs from base 208 to 1032 and encodes 274 amino acids. The transcript is spliced from 3 exons. NCBI's taxonomy places the organism in Eukaryota, Metazoa, Chordata, Actinopteri, Pleuronectiformes, Pleuronectidae.